AUGGCUGAAUUGCCAGAAAUUAUGACCGUUGCUGGGAAGGAAUUAGGAAGACUGCAGCUAGCAGACGCCGUCACACAAGGCAAGGUGUCGGCGGAAUUUCAGCGGGGUUUGCGACCAUCAUCUUCUGCAGCUGGCCUCGAGAACGACACCGACACCGACACCUACGUGGAUGACGUCCCGCUGUCACCCAACGAUCUCUUUGUUAGGGCCAAAGGAGGCCUGGACUCGGCGUCGAAGUUGCCCGACUACUCGGGCUACGUCGUCGACACCGCGUCUUGUUGCGGCACUUUGAUCGCUGGUCUCAUCAUCAUCGUCGUCAUUGCGUCGAAGAACAACCCCAACACUGCUUUUGACGGGGAAGUCAAUAAUCUCAACAAAUCUUUGAACGCGAAUGCUGCAUCACUGCAACUCACUCCUGAAGAAAUGGCUGAAUUGCCAGAAAUUAUGACCGUUGCUGGGAAGGAAUUAGGAAGACUGCAGCUAGCAGACGCUGUCACACAGGGCAAGGUGUCGGCGGAAUUUCAGCGGGGUUUGCGACCAUCAUCUUCUGCAGCUGGCCUCGAGAACGACACCGACGCCGACACCGACACCUACGUGGAUGACGUCCCGCUGUCACCCAACGAUCUCUUUGUUAGGGCCAAAGGAGGCCUGGACUCGGCGUCGAAGUUGCCCGACUACUCGGGCUACGUCGUCGACACCGCGUCGGCAAUCGUGACGAAAACCCUGGGCAUUUCUCGACAGGAAGCUUCGCUGUCGAGCACUUGGUCCUCGUUGCCAGCUCUCCGAGAUUCCGGGGACGCGAAAAAAGUUGAAAAGUGUUCCAGCGAAGAAAAAUUUCGACGCAUUGAUGGGUCGUGCAAUAAUUUGGCGAACCCGAUGUGGGGAGCCAGCAGAACUGGGUAUCGGAGAUCUCUACCUCCUGCGUACGAAGAUGGCGUUUCAGCUGUUCGUGCAAAGGCAAGCGACGGAUCAGCAUUGCCACUGCCGAGAUUGGUCUCUCGCGUUGUUCACGGCACGGAUUACAGAGAAGAAACCGGAGUGAACAUGCUUUUCGUCAUCUGGGGCCAGUUCGUCGACCAUGACAUGGAGUUCUCUGUUAACAUGCCCGCGGGAAUUGAUUGUUGCAACGGAACGACGAUGAAUCCCGAGUGCAUCCCACUUUAUAUUCCUCCUGGUGAUCAUUUCUAUGACGAGAAGAACAUAACUUGUUUGACGUUGGUCCGGGACACGGUCGCCCCUCAGGACAAACUUGUUGCUGGGAAGGAAUUAGGAAGACUGCAGCUAGCAGACGCCGUCACACAAGGCAAGGUGUCGGCGGAAUUUCAGCGGGGUUUGCGACCAUCAUCUUCUGCAGCUGGCCUCGAGAACGACACCGACACCGACACCUACGUGGAUGACGUCCCGCUGUCACCCAACGAUCUCUUUGUUAGGGCCAAAGGAGGCCUGGACUCGGCGUCGAAGUUGCCCGACUACUCGGGCUACGUCGUCGACACCGCGUCGGCAAUCGUGACGAAAACCCUGGGCAUUUCUCGACAGGUUCGAAGCGACAGCUCGUGA
Molecule: messenger RNA, 1557 nt
Organism: Notodromas monacha
Lineage: Eukaryota; Metazoa; Arthropoda; Ostracoda; Podocopida; Cyprididae
Source: the annotation of a GenBank genome assembly